GUGUAUGGGAUCAUAGUGAGUGAACCUGCGUAUGUCAUCGGCGACAGACCCCACCAAAAUGGAAUGCAACUUUUACAACUUGCGCCAAACACCUGCACUUUAGUCAACAUUAUACCCAUAUCGACCCCCGUUAUCCGCCGAAAUGCCUGUCGGAGUCUUCCAGCCGUCAAACCAAAUCAGACUCACCAACGUCUCGCUGGUGCGCAUGAAGAAGGGCAAGAAGCGCUUCGAAAUCGCAUGCUACAAGAACAAAGUCCUCGAAUGGCGCAACAAGAUCGAGAAGGACAUCUCCAACGUCCUGCAGAUCGAGAACGUCUUCCUGAACGUAUCCAAAGGCCAAGUCGCACCCAAAGCCGAUCUCGAAAAAGCCUUCCCUAAGAAGUCGCUCGAAGACAUCAUCACCGACAUAUUAGAUCAUGGAGAGCUACAGGUUGGCGAGAAAGAGCGCAACGCCGAGUUGGAAAGGACCAAGAAUGAAGUCAUCGACAUCGUCGCGGGAAAACUCGUGGACCCCAAGACAAAGCGCGUCUAUACCACAGGCAUGAUUGAGAAGGCGCUGGAUCAACUGAGCUCGGCAGCAGCGACGCAACAAGGAGACAAGGGUGAGAGCAAGGAAGAUGGUGAGGACAAAGGCAAAGCGAAGGAACUGCCCAAGUGGACUGGCAUCGUAACGAACAAGUCAGCCAAGUCGCAGGCACUAUUCGCCAUGAAGGCGCUCAUCGCCCACCAGCCGAUACCCGUCGCCCGCAUGCAGAUGAAGCUGCGCGUUACCUGUCCGACGUCCGUCCUCAAGCAAUCCAUAAAGACCGCGCCCAAGGCGCAAGCGGGCACUGAAGAGAAGGGAACUACCGGUACUGUCAAGGAUGCGAUAUUAGCCUUCAUGGAGAAGAUUGAGAGCCAAGACACAAUAGGCGCCGAGUGGGAGGCAGUGGGUCUCGUCGAGCCUGGAGCUUUCAAGGGCUUAAACGAGUUGAUUGAAGGCCAAACAAAAGGAAGGGGCAACGUCGAAGUUCUCGAGAUGGCUGUCGGUGCCGACGACUGAGUAGUGACACGUCUCGCCAGCACGCGUCGCGCAACACGCUCGUCCUCAUGUGCUGUAGUAUCAGGACAGGAAGGCCUGUGCAAAAGGCGCUUCCAUAUGCCCCUCGAGGAAGAAGCACUCGCUUCUAUGGACUGCAAGGUACAUGGCGACUGCAGAUCUCAC
This is a messenger RNA of Alternaria rosae, 1204 nucleotides long. Its product is annotated as SBDS protein C-terminal domain-containing protein. The record is from RefSeq and is a predicted model, not a curated record. The transcript is spliced from 2 exons. Gene Ontology annotation, biological process: ribosome biogenesis; cytosolic ribosome assembly. Bases 143 to 1042 code for a protein of 299 amino acids. Lineage: Eukaryota; Fungi; Ascomycota; Dothideomycetes; Pleosporales; Pleosporaceae.